This is a messenger RNA of Quercus robur (English oak), 675 nucleotides long. RefSeq lists its product as uncharacterized. The transcript has a single exon. NCBI's taxonomy places the organism in Eukaryota, Viridiplantae, Streptophyta, Magnoliopsida, Fagales, Fagaceae. The record is from RefSeq and is a predicted model, not a curated record. Bases 1 to 675 code for a protein of 224 amino acids.
AUGGACACAAUUGAGGAUUGCAGAAACUUAUGGGACCAUUUGGACCAGUUAGUCCGAGAAGGAAAGUUGAAGCAAGUCUUGCAUCAUUCCAGUGGUCAGGUAAGCCAAACGGGCUCGGAUUUUCGGGGAGAUGCUUCUUCAAGACUCCCCCUUGGCAUAAUAAACGUUAUUUUUGCCGCCUCAGGGAGGACCGGAUCUUGUCCUUCCAAGGUGAAGUCGGUAUCCCUUUAUUCGGCCGAGGAGUCUAGUUCAAUGCCUAAGAGAGCCAAGAUAGGCGUCCCGUUAGUGUUAGGUUUUUCAAAUGAGGACAAAGUUGGAACCAUACAGCCCAAUAAUGAUGCUCUAGUGGUUACGCUGAGAAUUGGUGGGUAUGACGUGAAAAGGGUGAUGAUUGACCAAGGCAGCGCUGCUGACAUAAUGUACCCUGACUUGUAUAGGGGGCUAAACUUGAAACCUGAAAACUUAACAACCUACAGUUCUCCUCUAGUGAGUUUUGAGGGCAAAAUGGUCGUCCCAAAAGGUCAGAUCAGAUUACCUGUGCAGACCGGCACAGAUAUGGUGGAAGUGGACUUUAUCGUCGUAGAUGUUUUCUCUCCCUACACGGCCAUUAUGGGCAGACUCUGGCUUCAUACCCUGGGGGCCGUCUCCUCUACUCUUCACCAGAAGAUGAAGUAG